This is a messenger RNA of Letharia columbiana, 492 nucleotides long. RefSeq lists its product as uncharacterized. The record is from RefSeq and is a predicted model, not a curated record. The transcript has 2 exons. The coding region runs from base 1 to 492 and encodes 163 amino acids. Lineage: Eukaryota; Fungi; Ascomycota; Lecanoromycetes; Lecanorales; Parmeliaceae.
AUGGCGAAGGCAAAGAAGCUACCGGAUAGCACAGUCCUGACGUAUCGCACGGUGACCUAUACGCCAUCCUCUCCCAUCAUCGGCGCUCGCAAGAACCGCAGGAGCUUGCAUUACUCGUUAGAAGAGUGGGCAGAGGAUGAUGGCGAAGAUCUUGCCGGGAUGCUCAAGAGGUUACCGACAAACCAUGCACGAGCGGUCACUGAGGCGAGAAUCGCAAAAGACCGCCAGAGCGUUCUUCAGCAAGCGAACAAAAACCAUAGCCAGCGGCUCGCCAAUGCGGAGACGCAGAACUCAAUUGACCGAGUAGUCGUCGGGUCUGCGCUCUUGAAAGUGGAAGCUUGCGUCGAUUCCGGAAUCGGGAUGUUGAGGCUUUUCUUCUUGAAGCAAGAGCUUCGUCGUGGUUCAGGAAGCCAGAGGGAGUCGUCCGCUUCGAAGGAGCGUGGGUCUUCAGCUAUGCUGGUACAAGCUCGCUGGUCUGCCGCUUCCAUGUGA